Molecule: messenger RNA, 1389 nt
Organism: Enterobius vermicularis (human pinworm)
Lineage: Eukaryota; Metazoa; Nematoda; Chromadorea; Rhabditida; Oxyuridae
Source: the annotation of a GenBank genome assembly
AUGCUUCGUUAUAAAUGUAUCUUUUUAGGGCCACAGAAUGAAAGGCAACAUGCAGUCGUUGAAGCGUUUAGGCACGCUUGGAAGGGUUACAAAAGCUACGCUUGGGGCCAUGACAAUCUGAAACCUGUUUCAAGGACGUUCUCAGACUGGUUCGGCAUUGGAUUAACAAUCGUUGACUCUUUGGAUACCAUGUUGAUAAUGGGUUUGGACGAUGAAUUUGAAGAAUCCCGCAACUGGGUCGCGGAGUCACUAACUUUCGAAAAAAACGUUUUUGUGAGUUUCUUUGAAGUAAGUAUUCGUGUGCUUGGUGGCUUACUCAGUGCUUAUCAUCUUAGCGGGGACAAAAUGUUCGUUGAAAAGGCUAGGGAUUUAGGAGAAAGGUUGAUUUCUGCGUACGUUGGAUCGUCAGUUGUGCCGCUGAGCGAUGUGAAUCUUAAAAUGAGGACGGCAAAACCACCGUUAGGCAACGGUGACAGUUCAUUGUCGGAGGUGACAACAGUACAGCUUGAGUUUCGCGACCUGUCAAGGGUAACGGGGAAUUCUACGUUUGAGAAAACUACAUUUGCCACUUCUGAGCAUAUUCAUGAUAUAGGAUGCAAUGAAUAUGACGGACUUUGUGGGAUGUUUAUCGAUCCAAAGACGGGCUUAUUUAAAAGUGUUUCUACAAUCACAGUGGGAGCUCGCGCUGAUAGUUAUUAUGAAUAUCUUUUGAAGCAGUGGUUGCAAAUGGGAAAGACAGUUGAUUGGCUUAAGGAAGAUUAUGUGAAAUCAAUAUUGGCUAUGGAGAAACAUGUAAUUAGAAAGUCGGAGCCAAGCAAAUUUACAUUUGUUGGAGAGAUUUUGCCUACUAAAAGUUUUUCUCCAAAAAUGGACCAUCUCGUUUGUUUUCUUGCCGGUACUUUAGCACUGGGAAGUUUGAACGGACUCUCUGAGUCUCAUUUAGAACUUGGAGAGGCGAUUGGGCUUGGCUGCGAGAAAAUGUAUAGGACGGCAACAGGAUUGGCGCCUGAAAUUAUCUACUUCAACGUGGUUGCUGGUCAAGGAACUGAUGUUUCUAUAAAGGAAAUGGAUGCUCAUUGUCUGCUACGUCCAGAAGCGAUAGAAGCCUGGUUUUAUUUAUACAGAGCUACAGGGAAAAAAGAAUACCAGGAUUGGGGUUGGAAGGCGUUUGAAGCUUUUACAAAAUAUGCCAAAGUUCCAGGCGGAUACUCAUCUGUAAACAACGUUAAACGGGCCCCAGUAGUUCAUAGAGACAUGAUGGAGUCAUUCUUUCUGGCUGAAACCUUGAAAUAUCUUUACCUGCUUUUUGAUGAUGAGAAGACAGACAUACCUCUAGACAGAUACGUCUUUAACUCUGAGGGGCAUCCGUUACCAAUUUACGACCACUGA